AUGAUCCGACCGCAGGAGAGGAUGGAGGUUCGUAGUUCCAAGAUGUCCAUGGAUAUGCAGCGCAUGGCGAUGGAUACCGCCCAGAGGGCGUUAGAAGAGGACGCAGAACCACGAGCCGUUGCGAGCUCAAUUAAAAGGAAAUUCGACCAGCUCUACGACCCCCAUUGGCAGUGCAUAGUGGGAAAUCACUUCGCAAGGUGGGUCUCCACAGGUUAA
This is a messenger RNA of Mesocestoides corti, 216 nucleotides long. NCBI's taxonomy places the organism in Eukaryota, Metazoa, Platyhelminthes, Cestoda, Cyclophyllidea, Mesocestoididae. The record is from the annotation of a GenBank genome assembly.